CGCACCACGCCUGCCCGACACUCUGCCCGUCACACAAGCUGGGCACCUGUACCAGGAGCUCACUGAAUCCACUGAUUACAGAGCUGAAAGAUAAACAUCAUGAGUAUUUCUUCCUUAGGAGGUAUUGGGAAAGGGAGGCCUGUACCAUCUGGUGAAGAGGAGCGCAAUAAUAUCCUAAAACAGAUGAAAGUACGGACUACACUGAAAGGUGACCAGAGCUGGAUCACCAAGCAUGACGACUCUGAGGACCAUACCAUAGAGCCACUCUCAAGUCACAACCGAGCCACAUCCUUCUCACCAGUCAGAGAUGAAUCAAAUGCCAGGUCUCCAAACACAAGGGCUCCAGCUGGUUACAUAAUCCGGGGAGUGUUCACCCGAACAAUAGAUAGCUCUUCUAACUCCCAGCAUCACCCCUCUAAGACCAACGGAGUUCCAAGAAGUGCUUCUGGGCAGCUGGGAGCAGCUAAUUUUGGUCAUCCUCUUCAGUCGUCUGGCUAUAAGAUGACUACAGAAGAUUAUAAGAAACUAGCACCGUACAACAUCAGGCGCAGCUCCAUAUCAGGGACUGAUGAAGAGGAGGUGCCAUUCACCCCAGAUGAGCAGAAACGGAGGUCCCAGGCUGCAAUCAGUGUUCUGAGGAAGACAGCCCCCCGGGAGCACUCUUACGUCCUCUCAGCAGCUAAGAAGACCACUAGCAGUCCUACCCAGGAGCUACAGUCACCAUUCAUUGCAAAAAGGGUUGAUGUGGUAGAUGAGGAUGUCCUUCCUGAGAAAAAACAGGAAGCACCUGCUCUGGCAAGACCUGACCCUGGCUUAAGCAGCUUGACGACUGAGAAGAUUGUCCAUCUGCAGAUUACAACCCCCAGAGCAGAACUCCACUUGGUGGCCCCAGACCUGGAAGCCCCGAGCUCCCCAGCUGAUUGUAAGAUGAAUGUGGCUCCUAAGACCAUCGAGGCCUGGCAAGAGAUGCCUGCUGAUACAAGAUGUGGUCAAGGAGACCAACUUACAGCCGCUCAACAUUCUACAGAUCCCAGCAUCUCAGACCUGCAGAGCAGCCCCAGUGCACCUAAUCAGUUCAUCAAACAUGAUGCUUGUGCCAGCAGCGCUCCAGAUUCUUGUGAGGAGAAAAAUGCAGCCCCCAAGAUCACCAAGGCCUUACAGGAAAUACCUGGCACCCUACAGGAUGGACAAAGUGGCCCAACUGUGGCUUCUCAACAACUUGCAGAUCUCAGCAUCCUAGAGCCACAGAGUAGCCCCAGUGGACCCGAGCAGCAAAUCAAAGUAGAGGACUGUACCAACAUGCUGAAGAGCCCAUCAAGCUGCAUGGUCACUGUUACAGUUUCUGACACCUCUGAACAAUCUCAGUUGUGUGUUCCUGGUGUCUCAAGCAAGGUGGACUCCAGCUCAACUGUCAAAGGGAUUCUCUUCGUGAAGGAGUACAUGAAUACUAGUGAAGUGUCUUCUGGGAAGCCAGUGUUUUCACACUGUGACAGUUCCAGCAGCAUUGAAGACUCAUUGGAUCUGGCAAAGAAACCCCCACAUGAAGGCACUCCUUCUGAAAGACCAACUGAAGGGGUCUGUACUUACUGUAGCCAUGAAAUCCAAGAUUGUCCGAAGAUUACCCUUGAACAUCUUGGCAUCUGCUGCCAUGAGUAUUGUUUUAAGUGCGGGAUUUGCAAUAAACCGAUGGGUGAUCUCCUAGAUCAGAUCUUCAUUCACCGUGACACCAUCCACUGUGGGAAAUGCUAUGAGAAGCUCUUCUAGGCUGAAAAGAAACUGAUGAUCCCCAGCUAUAUUUGGCUGUCCAGUUGACCCAAAUUGUUGGCUCCUCCUCCCUUACAUCCUCCAUGGUUCCACUGUACUUCUGCCUACCUUGUGCUGAAGGAGCAUACAUCUAAGAUUGUAUAGCAGUGAUGUUAUAAUUUUGUGUAGCCUUUUAUACCUUAGGAAUAUCUCAAUUCAGGCAUGAAAUCCUUGCUUCCAGGAUGAAUGAGUCCACUUUGACUUCCCUGAGACAUGUUUUUAAUGAGUGUAGAUGACCUAGUAUGUUAUACACGGGUACAAGUCUAGGAAUCAGCGUAUGUAGACUUUCUGAGGCUUCUGAGGGGCCAAGCCAAAAAACUGUUGACGAUCCCUGGUAGGGAAAUUACAGGCAUUAAAUACUAAGGGUUGGCAAUAGGCUAAUGUUUAGCUUGUCUAUUCACUUUGUGUGUGUGUGUAUGUGUGUGUAUUUUUAAAUUUCUCACAUUUUUUAAAAUAGUUAAUUUUUUGAUUGAAUUAUGUAGCAGAUUUAAAUUACCUCCUCCCAUUCUCCUUUGGUUUUUCCAGUAACGUAUGUCAGCAUAUGUUGGAAAGUUUACCCAGGUUUAAAUUUGGUAAGAUACAAUAUUAGGAGGCUUCUACCAAAGGGAUAUCUGUGUCUGUUUGAAUUUUGUUAGUUGGUUAAAAUCUUUACCCUCAGUAUUCCUGAACUUUUAUUCUCUGAACAGUUUUUAAGGUGUGUAGAUCUCAAAAGGGUAAAGAAAACAGAUAAGGUUUCUUGAGAUUUCUCUUCCUACUGUGAAAUAUUUCCCUGAAGCGUAGUGUUAGAAAUGGCUUUGAAAAGUGUGAAAUUCACCUCAUCUCUGGGCUUCUUGGGUCCCUGCCUGAAACACUAUGGUAGUUUAAUUGCUCCCUUUCCCUCUCCUCCAGAGGCUUUCAUCCAGGAACAAAUUUGGCUUAUGCAACUCCUCAAAGAAAAGCUUGCUAUCCAGUGAAAUGUGAAGUAGGCUCUCUGCCCUGAUCAUACAGCUUUUUGUGACCUGUUUUCUAGUCCUGAAUCUGUCUCAAACUAACAUCAACUUCUAGGUCCCCAGGUACUCAAAACACUACCAGUUGAUGUCUAGCACAGCAGAGGCAGGUUCAUCCCUGCAGUUUGCUAAUAUGCUGCUCUAAGUCAACCUCACUCUGCUGCCUUUGGGCCCAGGAUUACAUUGGAAGCUCCUUGAAAGGAAAAAUAGUCCUCAAGACUUGGGGAUGCAAAAUUGAGGCU
Mus pahari (shrew mouse) is the source of this 3031-nucleotide messenger RNA. RefSeq names its product zinc finger protein 185 with LIM domain (gene Znf185). Lineage: Eukaryota; Metazoa; Chordata; Mammalia; Rodentia; Muridae. The transcript is spliced from 20 exons. Bases 100 to 1764 code for a protein of 554 amino acids. The record is from RefSeq and is a predicted model, not a curated record.